CUGUGUCUGCACAGGGCUUGCCUGCUGACUCUGCCCUCUCGGGAAAGAUGGGAAAGGGCUACAAGGUGGUGGUUUGUGGAAUGGCCUCGGUGGGAAAGACUGCGAUUUUGGAGCAGCUUCUCUAUGGAAAGCAUACUGUUGGCUUAGAAGAGGGUGCCACAAUGGAAGAUGUGUAUUUGGCGUCGGUGGAGACAGACCGAGGCGUGAAGGAACAGUUACGGCUUUAUGACACCAGGGGUCUGCAGGAAGGCGUAGAAUUGCCAAAACACUAUUUCUCUGUUGCUGAUGGCUUCGUUCUUGUGUAUGCCGUGACCAGCCUCGAAGCCUUCCAAAGAGUCGAACAGCUCAAAAAGGAGAUCGACGUCUUUAGAGACAAAAAGGAGGUAACAGUUAUUGUCUUGGGAAACAAAACUGACCUCCUGGACCAAAGGCAAGUGGAAACAGAAGCAGCACAGCAAUGGGCAAGGGCCGAGAAAGUGAGACUGUGGGAAGUGACUGUGACAGAUCGGAAAACACUGCUUGAGCCCUUCACCUUCUUAGCAAGCAAACUCUCCCAGUCCCAGAACAAAUCAACAUUUCCCUUGCCUGGAAGGAAGAGCAAAGGGAAUAACUGUGAUAACUAAGCUACCUUAGCAUUGUCUGCUGCUGCCAGGUCACAGCCUAAGUCCUUUGUGUGCCAUUUGCUUCUCACACUUAAAGCAAUAAUCUCAUUCAGCAAUAAAAUCAGCAAGCUUAUGGCUAAGA
Messenger RNA from Nipponia nippon (crested ibis), 744 nucleotides. Lineage: Eukaryota; Metazoa; Chordata; Aves; Pelecaniformes; Threskiornithidae. The record is from RefSeq and is a predicted model, not a curated record.